AUGAGUCGGCCAAAUCGACCAUCCGCCCCGAUGGGUCCUCCACAGGAUAUGGUCAUGGGCCCUCCACCUUUACCGGUCCAAGUUGCGCAGCCGGACCCGCAAAAACCUAAAGAAUCGCAGGAUGUCGCGGAAAAGUACAGGCGAUUGAAGAGAAAGUACUUUGAACUCGAAGAAAAACACAAAGAGAGCAUGUUGCAGCUCAAGACGUCGGGGGAACGCAAUGUAAAGUGGAGAUCUGAGCGAGCCUUGUUGCUCGAUCGCAUCGUUGAGCUGGAGACAAACCCCACCAUCAACCGCAAUGCACCCAUUCCGAUGCACCCCUUCUCCGCCUACCCGCGUUCCAUGCUGUCGAACCGCGGGCAGCGCAAUUUCGUCAGCAAUCUCCGUCUUGCGAUUGAGGAGUCACAACGCGAAGAUCCUGACAUAGAUCCUCUCCUGGUCUCGAGGCACAUAGGUCCGCAGGCGCGCAAGCGUCAAGAGGCAGAGGCGAAGGAGAGGCAAGAGGAGGAAGCGAGAGAGGCACGACGGGCGGCGAGACGGCCCAGGGCAGCCCCGCAGAAGGGCAAAGACAUCAGCACGCCUAUGUCCUUUGCACCGCCCCACUCGCCCGCCCCUGGUGGACACAUCCCUUCCCCGCCCAUCCUGGUGUCCAGCACCGGUACUCGACUGCGCCUGAAGCCGCCUGCCCCUCCUUCAGAAGAGCCAGGGCCGUCAGCACCCUCAUCUAACGCCCAUGGUCGGUCACACCACAGCUCUGUCGGUACUCACCAUGCACAGCGCCGCUCUGAGUCACCGAUCUCGCCCAUGCAAUCGCCUCACGACGACUAUGGCAUCCCACCUGGCUCCAAUACAAUACCGUUUCGUACCUCGCCUCCUCCCAAUCAACCGCAGAUACAGAUGACACUCCGCAAUGCACCUGGCCCGGCGCCGUCAGCCAGGCCAUCGGAUAUUCAGAGACACGCGAAGCCAAAGCGGCUGAAGGCACAUACGGUGACAACGAAGAGCUUCAGCAUUCCGAUGGUGCCACGCGACAAGAAGGGCAAGCCGCUGCUCCCGCUCAAUGUAGGCAUUAUGACCGUCCUCCAUCUCGGUGAGGUAUGCAUGCGGGAGCACUUCCACACCGAAAGGUAUAUUUUCCCUGUGGGUUACGAGGUCACAAGGCGCUACCUUUCCACCACGGAUCCGGCCGCAGAGGUUGUGUACCACUGCACCAUCCUCGAUGGCGGAGACGGGCCCAAGUUCCAGAUCAUCGCGUCUGACAUGCCCGACAAGCCCGUCAUCGCGGGCACCGCGACCGGCGCUUGGUCCGUCAUCGUGCGCGCGGCUAACCACGUCCGAAACCGGCAGCACUCGAACAGCGUCUCUGGCCCCGACUUCUUUGGGCUGGGGCAGAACACGAUCAAGCACCUCAUCCAGGAACUGCCAAACGCGCGCCAGCUGAAGGACUAUGUGUGGCAGCACUUUGUCGAAGGAGGGCACCUCGGCGGGAGACAUGCUGCGGUCAUUCCCGCGCUGCCUGACGACCACGACCACGAAAACGAACAGGAGGAGGGCACAGUGGGCCAGGGAGACGGCGUGGGUGGCGGGAGUGGGACUGUAAACCAAAAUGGAAACGGAUAUAAGAGGGUGCCCUCAGGCAAAUUCUUUACGCAUCUCGAGCCCCAGAUCGUCCAUGUCGAGGGCGGGGACAUUGCAGGACGCCGCCCGGUUCUCCCGGCCCCGCCGACGAUGAACAACGUUACGUUCCACCAGGAGUACGUGCGCCCGCCCGAGCGCGAGCGCCGGAACUCGCACACGAAUAUCCCCGCGUAUGACGAGUACGUUCACCGUUCACCAAUCCGUGCGGACUCGCCCGAGCCGCCGCCGCUCAGAACAGUGUCGGUCUCGCCGGUCAUGGCGCGGGACAGGUCGGAGAGACAGAGGGAGAGAGAUAGAGAUCAGGACAUGCGGGAAAGGGACCACUAUGUUUCGCCGCCGCACCUACCAUCGCACUCACACUCGCACUCGUCCUCGCAGUCCUCGCAUCAUCGCUCGCCAUACCUGCCCAAUGCCGGCGGGAACGGGAUGGAGGGCGGGAGCACAUCGCGGGGGUUUAUGCCUGCUCCGUCGCCGCCGCCGGUGCCCGCCACCUUCGCCAGUAUCAUGAACGCGUACCCUGCUCCGCCGCUCGCUUCCUCCCCGCCCGCCGCUCCAGAUCACACCGAAUACACGUAUACCAACGGUGGUGGGCGGCGGAACGGGCGCGCGAACACGCGGACGUUCCCUCCUGCAGAGGAACGCUGA
Messenger RNA from Sparassis crispa, 2283 nucleotides. RefSeq lists its product with no specific name. Gene Ontology annotation, biological process: regulation of cell cycle. Gene Ontology annotation, cellular component: nucleus. NCBI's taxonomy places the organism in Eukaryota, Fungi, Basidiomycota, Agaricomycetes, Polyporales, Sparassidaceae. Bases 1 to 2283 code for a protein of 760 amino acids. The transcript has 5 exons. The record is from RefSeq and is a predicted model, not a curated record.